This is a messenger RNA of Physcomitrium patens, 2002 nucleotides long. RefSeq lists its product as uncharacterized. The record is from RefSeq and is a predicted model, not a curated record. NCBI's taxonomy places the organism in Eukaryota, Viridiplantae, Streptophyta, Bryopsida, Funariales, Funariaceae.
UUCUCCUUGAAAUCAGAGUAUCGAGAAAACACCGAGUUCGCAUGGGUUUUGGGGCGAUUUGCAAAUGUGACACGUCAAACUCUACAGCAGAUGCCGAUCAAAAUGGUCGAAAAUGGCUGUAAAAGCUUUUCAGAAGAACCGCUCGGUGUCUCAUGAACAAGCUCUUCAGACAUGAAAGUCAGGUACACUGUGGCUCUGAAAGACUAUUAUUCUGAGAGAGGCCAGUGUGCAGGUCGUAGGAGCAGGAGCACUACCGUGGGAGAUUCAUUCUUUGAGUUUGCUGGGUUUGUUUCGCAACUGCAAGGUUGAAGACAAGGGCGAUAGAUAUGCGCACCUUAUCCUGGGAGGCGACGGCUCCCAGAUCAAUUCUUUUGGGGAUUUCUUGGGCUCAUGGCUCUCCAGGAAUGCUAUUUGGGUCUAGUCAAGUUAGAGCGCACAGGUUAGAACGCUUAGGAAGGGCGGCCCUCAUAAGCUGUAGAUGUGCUGCAGCGAAUUCCUUUAAUUACCCUUCAGUGGAGGACGAACGGCCAGUGUCUCCCCAGCAGUGUACAUAUGGGGCGCUUAAUGUUCUUUGGGUUGCUUCGGAGCUGAAACGUUUGCUUACAAUGCAGAAGAAUCUGGGUGAUGGUCUAGUGCUGACAAGGGGUCAGUGGAGCUGGGACGUUCAAGAGCGAACUCAUUAUCAUUUUAAAGGCUUGAUGCAAUUUUGCAACACAUCAAGCAGGUUUGAACUUUUUGUGCCAGAAGUUUCAGCGAAGUUACAACUUCUGUCGAACUCUUCGGUUGAUUCAAUUACUGCCACUGUAAAGAUUUUUUCCCAGCACCCCAAUGAGAAGUUACCAAAGCGUGAUGAUGGAUAUUGGCGAGCAUACAUUACUCGUGCUGGAGAGUCCACUGCUAUGCAGGUGGAAGUGGACUUGCAAGCUAAGGAUGAGAAGGCUCUUGCAGAACUGCAGGCAGUACGUGUUGACGUGGACUAUAUCUCGUAUGGCCCACAUGGACGGACAGCUCACAGCCAGCAUGUAUUACUGCCCGUCCAGUACUCACUCAAGGCAUCAAGUGAUGUCCAAUGGCGGAAGUUGGAGAAAGUUGGGAGUGUUCUACCAAUCAGUACUCAUCUUCUUUCUCAUCUAGAUGAUCCUCUGCAAGUUUUGAAGAUGUAUGCGAUGUCACAUGCUAAGGAUGGAGACAUCAUUGCAAUUGGUGAAACUCCUCUUGCAAUCAUGCAAGGACGUUUUCGGCAUCCGAAGGGAGUCCAUCCUGGAUUGCUAGCGAAGUUGGUGUGCCGGCUGUUCCAUCCAACCUCAUCUCUCGCCACGGCAUGUGGCAUGCAGUCUCUCAUUGACAUCAGUGGACGGCUGCGAAUUGUGUUUGCUGUCAUUUUUGCUGUAGUUGCGAGAUUGGUAGGCGUUCGGGGCAUGUUCUACAGGCUCGCAGGAGCACAAGCUAGGUUGAUAGACGAUGUCACUGGAACUCUUCCUCCUUAUGACCAGUUCAUCACGCUCGGACCGCUUCGAGUGCAGGAGACAGUUGAUGCCCUUAAAGCUAAAACAGGUUGUGAGGUUGCUGUGGUUGAUGUGAAUGAUUUGAAGAAAGUUCAAAUACUUGCGGCUUCUGAUGGUGUUGAUCAUAAAGCUCUCGAAUCAGCGCUUCUAGACAAUCCCGCAGGUAAUGCCGACGAGCAAACACCCCUAGUCCUUGUGCGAACUUCAUGAUGACAAGACACACACUGCAGCAGUCUAUAGACCGAAGGCGAUUGUUGUCUAAAAUUUUAGCCCCAUUGGCAACUAGGUCAAGAAAUCUGACCAUAAUGUUUAGUUAUCGCUUGUCCAUGUCGGGACUCAGAGAUGAAUGACAACUUUAGUGGGGAAAUACUUUUGGCUGCCUAGAAAAUCAGAUUUCUAACUCAGUGUAAGCCAUAUUGAAGACCAAAUCGUUCUCUCCUGUGCAAUUAUGAGUGUCUGCAACAAACUCUAGAAUGCUGACAAGACGUUGAUACCAA